ACUCCAACUUCAAUUCUUAUUUUUCUGCUCCUUAGCCACUCCAUGCUGCAAACUCAAACAGGAAAAAAAAUCCAAAUGGCCUCACUCUCAAGCCACACCCACCCAUUUCCACAGGCUGUGAACCGGCGACCGGCUCAAAACCAUAAUCCCAUACGGGUUUCACACAUAUCCGCCUCCAAACCCGAAGCAUCUGCCUCAAACAAAAAUGCAGAAGAGGAAACGGGUAGCUUAACAGUGACAGAGAGAAAGAGAAAAAAGAGAGGACUUGUAACUGCAGAGGAGCUGAAACAGAGGGAGGUAAGAGAGAGGAGAGAGGAAGUGAACAGGAAGAUAGCUUCAAGGAAGGCUAUUUCCGUCGUUCUGCGAAGAGAGGCCACUAAAGCUUUGAUCGAAACGAAGAGAGGACCCAACAAUUCCAAGAAGUUGCUGCCUAGGACUGUGCUUGAAGCCCUUCAUGACAGAAUCACUGCUUUGCGUUGGGAGUCUGCUCUCAAGGUUUUUGAGCUACUACGGGAGCAGCUUUGGUACAGACCCAACUCUGCUAUAUACGUUAAGCUUAUUGUCAUGCUUGGGAAAUGUAAGCAGCCUGAGAAAGCCAAUGAUCUCUUCCAGGCUAUGAUUGAUGAAGGCUGUGUUGUUAACCAUGAAGCCUACACUGCCCUCUUGUCUGCCUACAGUAGGAGUGCUCUCUUUGACAAAUCAUUUUCCCUUUUGGAGGAGAUGAAAGACACUCCUAAUUGUCAUCCUGAUGUGCAGACUUAUUCAAUCCUCAUGAAGUCAUGCCUGCAAGUUUUUGCCUUUGACAAAGUACAGGCAUUGCUUUCCGACAUGGCAAGUCAGGGAAUCAGGCCCAACACAGUUACAUACAACACCCUUAUUGACGCCUACGGCAAAGCAAAAAUGUUUCAAGAGAUGGAAAUGAUGCUUGUGGAGAUGCUUCGGGAGAAGGAUUGUGAACCAGAUGUUUGGACCAUGAACUCCACAAUCAGAGCCUUUGGCAGCAGUGGGCAAAUUGAAACAAUGGAGAAGUGUUAUGAGAAGUUUCAGCGUGCUGGUAUCCAGCCCAAUAUUAACACCUUCAACAUUCUUCUAGACUCAUAUGGGAAAACUGGAAACUAUGAUAAGAUGAGUGCUGUAAUGGAAUAUAUGCAAAAAUACCAUUACUCGUGGACAAUUGUUACCUACAAUGUAGUCAUAGAUGCCUUUGGAAGGGCUGGUGAUUUGAAACAGAUGGAGUAUUUGUUUAGACUAAUGCGGUCGGAGAGAAUCAAGCCUAGUUGUGUCACCCUUUGCUCUCUGGUAAGGGCUUAUGGUCAAGCUGGAAAAGCUGAAAAAAUUGCAGGUGUUUUGCGGUUCAUUGACAAUUCAGAUGUAACAUUGGACACUGUGUUUUUCAAUUGUCUGGUGGAUGCUUAUGGUAGGAUGGGGUGCUUUGCAGAGAUGAAAGGGGUGCUUGAAAUGAUGAAGCAGAAAGGAUAUAAGCCUGAUAAGAUUACCUAUAGAACCAUGAUUAAGGCUUAUUCAAUCAGCAGGAUGACUAGCCAUGUAAAGGAGCUUCGAGAUCUUCUUGAGUCAGUGUCGGGGACUCCAUUGGGGAUGCCGAAGCCUGAUUUCCAAGAACGAGAACAUUACAGGUCACACAUUUCUGAGGUCUAAUGUGUGUAUUGUUCUUAUGUUGUAUAUGCACAGCAACAUUAGUGAGAUGAAAUAUAAAAGCAUCAUCAUUUGCUGUUAAGUUUCUGUUCUAGAUGCCAUUUCUACUUCAACUCACAAAAGUCUACAAAUGAACACAGUUUAAAGCCUCAACAAGUCUAAGAAAGGCUCUGCCAUUGAUAAGCCAUUUCUGCCUUUUGCUUGUAAGUUUAUUUGUGACUCUGGCUUUUGCUUCACUCUAAAUCUGUAUCUAAGCUUUCAUCAGAAUCAUCAGGGUUGCCUUGGUGAGCCUCUGUCGGUCUCCCACUGCCACUUGGCUGCUGUUCACUGCUGGUGAUAUCACUUGCUGAGGGGGCUGCUUGCUCAUCGCUGUCAUCCAUGCUUUCGGUUGAUUUCUUUCUCUUUUUAACUGGCACAAAACAAUCCGAUAUUCAGAGAGGUAAUGAAAGGCAACUUCUUAUAACAUGCUGCAAGAAAGGGUACUGAAUUUUUAACAUUGUAUAAUUGAUGUGAUUUAGUUAUGGAAGUCAUAGUUUCUUAAGGUUUGUUAAGCACAGAGAAAAUAUAAGACCUUGAAAACUACAGGUGCUUUAGUAUAGCUUAUGUAUAUAUUGAAAAGCAAAUUAACCAACAAUGUUCUGUGAAAAUUUCUGAAGGAGGGCCAAACCAGAUUUUGCAUAUGCAUUUGGCACAGAAUCUGGGAAAGGCUUUUCCUCCUCCUGAUGGAAGGAUCCAACAGGGUCUCCUUGUGUUUGUGUCAUUGAUCCACCCAUCCCUUGAAGUGAAACUGUCCCUGCAGAUGAACCUGAAUUAGGAGCUGAAAAGGAAAAUGUGCAGCAUUGGCAACAGAAUUGGCUUCAUAUGGCAAUAUAGAAAUAAAUGAAUCUUCAAUAACCAUUUUGAAUGGAAAGUGCUGAGUUAGCGCUUGAUUUUGAGCCAAUCUUAGAGACAACUAUUUGUUUCAUCAAUAAAUGAAUAUAAGCUCUCAGGACUGACCAAGAAGGAAAUCAUUUUGCGGCAACCUUUGUACAGCAUUGAGCAUGAAUAUAAUGAAUACAGAGGUGAUGUUUAAUCUGAUAAUAAGGGAAUUUGGCUUUCUUCUUUUUCCAGAUAGAGUUCCUGGUUGAAUCUUCUGUCAUUGGUUUCUAUUGAAGAAGCUUUUUGAGUUCCUGGUUGAAACUUCUGUCAUUUGUUUCUAUUAAAGAAGCUAUUGAGUUCCUG
Theobroma umbraticum is the source of this 2874-nucleotide messenger RNA. Its product is annotated as Pentatricopeptide repeat (PPR) superfamily protein. The record is from RefSeq and is a predicted model, not a curated record. Gene Ontology annotation, molecular function: protein binding; mRNA binding. NCBI's taxonomy places the organism in Eukaryota, Viridiplantae, Streptophyta, Magnoliopsida, Malvales, Malvaceae.